AUGGAGUACAGACAGCAAGCGCCCACGGCAUCCGCGGCCGUGAAGCCACGGCUGAUCAUCCACGGCGGGGCGGGCAACAUUACGCCGGCAACUCUGCUGCCCGAGGCCUACAGCCAAUACCGGGAAGCGCUCCUGACAGUCGUCAGCAAAACAGACACGUACAUGCGCACGCCGCACCACGCCAAGGCCACUAGCAACCAAACAUUCCCGACGGCGCUCGAAACCGCGACGUUCGCCGUAACGCUGCUCGAGGACAAUGCGCUCUUCAACAGCGGGCACGGUGCCGUGUUCACGCGCGACGGCAUCAACGAGCUCGAGGCGAGCGUCAUGGUGACGCGGGGCUUGGCGAAGCGCGGGGUGGGCGUCAUGGGGCUGCGGCGGGUGCGGAACCCGAUCCUGCUGGCGCGCGCGAUUCUCGAGCGCGGGGAUGACGACUUGCGCCCGCCGCCCCUGCCCCAGUCAAUGCACCCCGCGCAGACGGCGAAACAGGGCAUUCAGCAGGAGGCACGGCGGGACACAGACGCUGCGCGCGGCGUCGACGUACCGUCCGCGCAGGGCCACACGCUGCUGCACGGGGAGACGGCCGAGACGCUGGCGCACAUGUACGGGCUGGCCAUGGUGGAGCCCGACUACUUCUUCACGCAGAAGCGGUGGGACGAGCACGUACGGGGCAUGGAGCGGGAUCGCCGCGGCGGCGGCGGCGGCGGCGGCGUUGCCGCGACGUGGAGCCGCGACGAGUACCUGCCCCAGGGGACGUGCGGGGCCGUGGCGCUGGACGCCGACGGCGUCAUCUGCUGCGCGACGAGCACGGGCGGGCUGACCAACAAGCUGACGGGGCGGAUCGGCGACACGCCGAUGCUCGGCGCCGGGUUCUGGGCCGAGGAGUGGACUGAACCGGGCGAUCCCACCAUAACGGCGACCGGCCGCCGCCGCUCUGCAAGAGACCAGCUGCAGCAGUACCAGGCGCUAACGCGCCCGGGGCCGGCGGUUGUCUUGUCGCAAGCCCUGGGAGGACUGAUCGCUGAUUGCCUUCCCACGCCGUUUCUGUAUUCGCCUGUAUCCCCGCGCUCGCAUCUGACCACCACACGAUCCGUCGCCGUCUCUGGGACCGGGAAUGGUGAUUCGUUUCUGCGCACGGCUGCUGUCCGGACGGUCGGUUCCAUUGCGCGCUUCGCCGGCUUGCCGUCUGCCGACGCCCUCACGCAGGUGACUGGACCGUCGGGCGAGCUCCAGAGGAGCGCGGGCAAUCGCUGGGGCAGGACUGGUGAGGGUGAAGGUGGUAUGAUCGGCAUCGAAAGCGUCAUAGUUCGAGAUGCCGAGGGCACGGUUGUCGAGACUCGGUCAAAUAUCCUGCAGGAUUAUAACUGUGGUGGCAUGUUUCGCGCGUGGAUCGACGACGAUGGCUCUGCAUUCGCGAGGGUUUGGCGGCAAGACUAUGGGGUCGACUCAAAUGCCAAAAGCGGCAAACCGGAUGAUCCAAGGUGCUGGGUGAGCGGAAAGACCACCUAG
Molecule: messenger RNA, 1509 nt
Organism: Lasiosphaeria miniovina
Lineage: Eukaryota; Fungi; Ascomycota; Sordariomycetes; Sordariales; Lasiosphaeriaceae
Product: asparaginase
Exons: 2
Coding region: 1-1509 (502 amino acids)
Cellular component (GO): cytoplasm
Molecular function (GO): beta-aspartyl-peptidase activity; asparaginase activity
Source: RefSeq, a predicted model, not a curated record